This is a messenger RNA of Cyanistes caeruleus (blue tit), 1623 nucleotides long. The record is from RefSeq and is a predicted model, not a curated record. NCBI's taxonomy places the organism in Eukaryota, Metazoa, Chordata, Aves, Passeriformes, Paridae.
UUCCGGGGGCGACAGUCGUGGUGGAGUCCAUUGGAGCACGGAGGUUUGGGGAUGGAUAUUCUGAGGAGGAUUACACCAAGUCUGACCUCAUGGUCUACGCCAUCGACCCACAAACCAACAGAGCCAUCAUGAGGAACGAACUUUUUAAGUUCCUGGAUGGCAAACUGCUGGAUAUCAACAAGGAGUUCCAGCCCUACCUGGGCCAGGGUGGGCGAAUCCUGGAGAUCCGCACACCAGACGUGGUGGCCAACGUAAAGAAGCAGGCGCAGGCCGUGGGCUACACAGAGGGAGCACUGCUAGCCCUGGCUGUCAUCAUCAUCCUGUGCUGCAUGCCAGCCAUCCUCAUCGUCAUGGUCAGCUACCGGCAAUUCAAAGAGCGGCAGGCUGAGUGUGCCAAGACUGCGAGGAUCCAGAUGGCUCUUCCAGCAGGAAAACCAACGGGAGCCGUGGCAAACAACCUCUAUGAGGAGCUUGGAGACAGCACCAUGCGAGGAUAUGCACAGCAGGAGCAGCAGCAAUUGCUGAGACCUUCUCUUCUCAGACCAGAGGAGUUGAGUAUGGAGUCUGGAAUUGAUCCAGGGCAGGAAUACUAUGGCCAGGAUUACUACAGUUAUGAGCACGGGUACGAGCUGCCGCAGUACGGGAGCCGCCGGCGCCUGCUGUCCCCGUCGGGCAUGUACGACGAGUAUGGCGAGGUCGUGGUGGAGAGUGAUGGUGGCUACUACUACAGUCCCCACGGGCCAGCAGCAGAGGAGUGGGCCAAAAAGAAGAGGAUCAAGUUGGUAGUGGACCCGGAGUACGAGACCAGCUCCACGGGCGAGGAGAGCGCUCCUGACCCCAGCCAGAGGAACCGGCUGAGCAACCCUGGCUUCCAGGCCAACGGCAACAGCAACAUCUACGUCGCCCAGAACGGCUCCGUGGUCCGCACCCGCCGCGGCUGCCUCGGCAAUAACUUAAAAGUCACGUCCCCGGUGAGGCUGGGGAAGCAGUUCAAGAAACUGGACAAGCUGGCGGUGACACACGAGGAGAGCGUCCCACUGAACACGUUGUCCAAGGGACCAUCCCCGAGUGACAAAAUGAACUCCAGGCCGUGCAGUGUGUCCUUUUCCUCUACUAUAGGGGGCAAAAAUGCAGUGACAAAGGCCGGGGCGGCCAAACUGAAAAGCACAGAUGAGCAGGAAUCAGUUGUUGACCACGAGGAAGUCAAGGAGCCCUUGGAGUCGCACAGUGAACACACACAGUCCGAUGAGGAGGAGCUCUGGAUGGGCCCUUGGAACAACCUCCACAUACCAAUGACAAAACUGUGAUUUUAGUUGAUUUUUUUAUUUUCAUUUUUACUUCGGUUUAUAAUAAACUGCGCUUUUUAUUGUCACCCAGGGGCAGAUGUACGGAGUUUGUAUGGUGCACAUCCGUUGUCCACGACAAACGGCACGCUUUAAAAUUCCCAGACAAAAUUUGCACUCGCAUUUGGACCGACCCAUUCCCCAACCCAGUUCUGACAGGCUCCCAUUUCACUAAACACUACUUGGUUUCAAUUAAUGAGUUCUUUUUGGAUCUGGAGUUCUUGUUUAAUAAACAGUAAACUACUAAUAAAUGCACAGUUCCCUUUGGUUUAACCCUCCA